Molecule: messenger RNA, 2026 nt
Organism: Magallana angulata
Lineage: Eukaryota; Metazoa; Mollusca; Bivalvia; Ostreida; Ostreidae
Exons: 6
Coding region: 36-914 (292 amino acids)
Source: RefSeq, a predicted model, not a curated record
CGGCAUUGAAAGAUAAUUGACUUUAAUUUGCCGAAAUGCUAAAAUACGCUUUAACAACAAUGUUGAUUGUGCAGUCCACACAAGAGCAAAGUUUACAUGAGUCAAAUUCGUCGAAAAAUUUAUGUAAAAAAGAAAAUGGGAGCAUUCAAUGCUGCACGGGAUACUACAGUGAAAAUGGUAUAUGUAAAGAAUGUUUUGGAGCCAUUGGACCUAAUUGUUCAAUCCCAUGCGAAAGUAAUUUCUUUGGAUAUCUAUGUAAAAAUCAAUGUGACUGUCAGAAGGAUGAAACCUGCAUUAGAUACUUCGGUUGCAAACUCGUUGACUGUCAUAAAACAAUGCUUUUGUUGGUGAUUGGAUCCGGAUCCGCCAUGCUAUCACUCGCCCUGUUGUUUGUCGGUGUUAUGUUCUAUAGGUGGCAUACUAUUCUGCGAAGCAAUUUACAUCCCACCAAAAGUCCAAGAGGUUUUAAAGUGGAUUUAUUACCUUUUUCUGGAAAACUUGAAGUUUUUCAGGAAAACUACGAUGAUAUUCGAGAAUCUCGAAUGCUCAUCGCUGAUAAAGGAAUUCGCAAGAAGGAAACUAUAGAAAAUAGAUUAAGUUCAUCGGAUUAUAGUCAUCUGUUCCUAAAAGAGCGCAUAUCUCGGAAAUCAAUUAGCGGGAUGCCUGAACAAUAUUAUAGUGCGAUUGAUGCACGCUUUAGAAGUAAAAUGCCGCUCGUCACGAUGUCCGAAUUUCCUGAAGACGAUUGCUAUGUCAGUGUAUCUCAGCUUGCUAGGCAGAAUAAGAGAAUAUCAAAGUCAUGCUCUGAUCUAAGGAUAGAUAUGUCGGAUACACUGCAUGAUAUAUACUCAAACCAAUGCCGCAAGGCCAAGGAGGAUACAAACAAUCGAACUAUUCUGAUAGAACAUUUAUAGUCAUUUGAAUUAUCUUAAGCAACCCCCACUAAAAGGAAGUCUUUUUUAUGUUCUUCUUUUUACCACUAUGAAGCAAAUAUCAAAAUAUGCCUAUAACUAAGCUCGCUCUCACCUCGACUAAAGAAUAACCACUAAAAGCUGUACAUGUUAAAGCUUACAUGAAUUCAUAAAAGCAUUUGGUCGCCAUAUUAGUUUCGAUCGCUCCUCUACUGGCACUGAGUUUUUAUACCGGUCGAGAAAGUCACGGUCGGUUGCUUCCUGAUCGAGGCAUUCAGGUGGGACGGACUUUUAAAUGCAUGAACUACACAUAGUAGUAAAAUGUAUGUGAUCAAGAAUAAAGGAAACAGCAAUCAAUAAAAUACAAAAUAUAUUUAUUUUUUGAAAGAAUUUCCAAGGUAUCUGUAUUAUUUUGCACAGAUAUUGCCGCCUUACUUCAAAUGUACAUCGAACACGUGUGUCGUUGAUACAGAGUGCAUAACGUCUGCAUAUUUUUGAAAACCCCAGCGGUACUACAUCCAACACAGUAGCCAAAUGAUAGUAAAUACAUGAAAGUAACAACGUAACAUGUUCCCAACGGUUUCUACAAAAACGAUUCGUUUCUAAAAAUCCAUGAGAUUAUUAACAUUUCUCGAUCUGCCAGAGUGUGUGGUUGCGCAUGUGCAAUGUUUUAAAAUACACAGGCAAAUGGUCUUGAAGUAUCUUUGCCUGGAUUUCAGCUGCAUUCAGUCUUGUUUCUUUGUUCAUUGCAUGGAUAUUCCUUGCCUGUGCAGUGGUUGUCAUAUUAUUUUUGUUUAAUACGCAUUUCUACACGUCUUUGCGUCCAAGGUAACGUGUUCAGGUGUGUGAAAUACCUGAAUGCGGUGAUGCAAGAAUAGUGCUCUCGGUCUUAUAUAUGAGGGUGUGUAGCGAUGAGCAGAACAAUAGAGAGCAGAACAAUAGAAAUCGACAACUAAUAUGGCGGUAGUCGAAGAUAAAAGGGAAAUAAUGCGUAUUUAUGAAUUCAGGUCAGCUUUUUUUUUUAGAUUUACCGCCAUGGAAAAUAAACACUAUUUGGUCUACACUAUGUAUCUGUGAAUGUCUAAGUUUUGUAGAUAGAUUUGAUAGUAAAAUAU